Parnassius apollo (apollo) is the source of this 525-nucleotide messenger RNA. NCBI's taxonomy places the organism in Eukaryota, Metazoa, Arthropoda, Insecta, Lepidoptera, Papilionidae. The record is from the annotation of a GenBank genome assembly.
AUGAAUGAAAAGGCACUGAAUGACUUGGAAAUAGCUUGUGCAUUAGAAGAGAUUUUUGGUUUACCUGAUGAUCCCGAUGUGUCAGAUGAUAAUUUGGAAUCCGAUGAAGAAGAUGUGCAGUACAGUACAGUGAAACUUCAAAGAAUUUUAGAGAGCCUUGAUGAGCCUCAUGAUGGAAUUCUAGCACCCACACCUGAUCCACCUGAUAGUCUUAUUAGUAAUAUAAGUAAUGCGUCUGUUGAAAACCAACCUAGUCCAUCACCUCAACCAACCAACAGUGACCGGCUUAGGCGGGCAAGAAUAAUCCAAAAUGCACCCAGUACUUCUGGCACUCAACAGACCUUACGGCGACAACCACAAUCACCAGUAGCAAAUACUAACUCAGAUUCGGAAACAGAUGAUUCAGACGGCGAAGAGGAAACAUGGAAAAAACUAUGUGGACAACUGAUCGGCCAAGUCCUAGCGUUUACGAUGAAAUUCCGAUGGAACCGGCAAUUAUGUUUAGCAGCCGUACUAGACCUGUAA